Messenger RNA from Umbelopsis ramanniana AG, 1167 nucleotides. RefSeq lists its product as uncharacterized. The coding region runs from base 119 to 1018 and encodes 299 amino acids. The record is from RefSeq and is a predicted model, not a curated record. The transcript has 7 exons. Gene Ontology annotation, molecular function: carbohydrate binding; isomerase activity. Gene Ontology annotation, biological process: carbohydrate metabolic process. NCBI's taxonomy places the organism in Eukaryota, Fungi, Mucoromycota, Umbelopsidomycetes, Umbelopsidales, Umbelopsidaceae.
AUAACAAACCCAAGAACGUGGAGUAAGAGUAUGUCAAAUGAGAUUCUCCAAUGAAGCCUGUCAUGGCCAAUUUGAUUGGCCAGCAUUUCACACCGACGCCUAGUGGAGCCAAGCUGUCAUGCCCUGCUGCUUAGUGUUUUUUCUCCCUUUCUUUCUCAUUUCUUACCUAAUGCCAGCCCAUGAAACUAGUCAUAAAAGUAUAUUACUGAAGCAUCCCAGUGGUGCUGAAGCUGAAGUUCGUCUAUUUGGCGCUACGGUUACAAGCUGGAAAGUCGAUAACACAGAGCGUCUAUUUGUCAGCAAAGAUGCCAUUUUAGACGGCAGUAAGGCUAUUCGCGGCGGUAUUCCCGUCGUAUUCCCCAUUUUUGGUACCGAUGAAAAAAUCAAGCUGCCCCAGCAUGGUUUUGCUCGUAAUUCUGACUGGGAAUACGUCGGUCUUCUGACUGACAACGAUGAAGUCUCCGUCCGAUUUUCCCUUAAGGACAAUCAAUUGAAGCAAUCUCAGCGAUCAGCCUGGCCCCACUCUUUCCGUCUUAACUACACUGUUGCUCUCACCGAAAAGACUCUGAGAACUACCUUGGUUGUCAAGAACGAAGAUGAGGAUACUUUUGAAUUCAAAACGUUGUUGCAUACAUAUUUCCAAAUCUCGGAUAUCAGCAAAGUUGCUGUGAGUGGACUCUCCAACUUGACAUACAUUGACAAGGUCCAGAAUGCAGCCAAGGUGGUCGAAGAAAAUCAAAAAGUGACUAUUGCUGGAGAGGUCGACCGAGUGUAUGCCAAUGUUCCUGAAGAAGUGACUAUCGAAGAAGAUGGUCAAGCCAAGUAUCGUAUUGUGAAGACUGGUAUGAAGGAUACCGUUGUCUGGAAUCCUUGGAUUGACAAGGCCAAGGGCAUGGGUGACUUUGGUGAUGAAGAGUACCAUAACAUGGUGUGCGUUGAAGUUGGCUCUGUCGCUGACUGGGUCAAAUUGGGAGGUGGACAGACUUGGACUGGUGGCCAAGUGAUUACCGCAUUGUAAUAGCGAACUCCUUAUAUUAAAGCGUUUGAAUGAUCGGCCUCAAAGGGCAAUUUUCAUGUUAUUUGGGUAGAUGUGGUGGUACACUGUCAUUGGCUGAAUCUGCAUGAAUUUCACUGGCAGGUAGAAUAAAGGAUGGCACGUGCAGCAAC